Antrostomus carolinensis (chuck-will's-widow) is the source of this 2586-nucleotide messenger RNA. It is a transcript of the gene NFRKB, whose product is annotated as nuclear factor related to kappaB binding protein. The record is from RefSeq and is a predicted model, not a curated record. The transcript has 20 exons. The annotation marks the transcript as partial. Lineage: Eukaryota; Metazoa; Chordata; Aves; Caprimulgiformes; Caprimulgidae. Gene Ontology annotation, molecular function: protease binding. Gene Ontology annotation, cellular component: Ino80 complex.
GAGCGAGGGUGAAGAAUGGAUUCUCUGGAUCAUAUGCUCACGGACCCCCUGGAGCUGGGACCCUGCGGGGAAGGAAGUGGCACACGCAUCAUGGAAGAUUGCAUGUUGGGUACCACCAGGGUCAGCCUGCCUGAGGACCUUCUGGAGGAUCCUGAGAUCUUCUUUGAAGUUGUCAGCUUAUCUACAUGGCAGGAGGUGCUGACAGAUGCACAGCAAGACCACCUAAAAAAAUUCCUGCCUCACUUUCCUGAAAACAACCGAGAGCAUCAGAACAAACUCAUCUCUGCUUUAUUCAGCGGUGAAAACUUCCGUUUUGGAAAUCCACUGCACAUCGCCCAGAAACUCUUCCGAGAUGGAUACUUUAAUCCUGAAGUUGUGAAAUACCGGCAGCUCUGUUUGAAGUCCCAGUACAAACGCUACCUGAGCUCUCAGCAGCAGUACUUCUACCGCCUGCUCAAGCAGAUCCUCGCUUCCCGCAACCACUUGCUGGAUUUAGCUCGGAAAGGAGGCCCCGAUAUGACCCUGAGGAGAAGGCAUUUCCCACCGACGUACGACGCAGAAGAACGAGACAAACGGACGCAUCGGCGCUACUUGAAGAUUCUGAGGGAAGUGAAAGAGGAGUGUGGAGAUACCACCUUGUCUUCUGAUGAAGAAGAUCUAAGCUCCUGGCCUCCAAGUUCUCCAGCACGUUGUCCAAGUCCACCAGUUCCCCUGAGGGUGAUCCCCACAUUGUCAACCUUGGACAUGAAAACAGCAGACAAGAUAGAACUCGGGGAAAGUGAUUUGAAGAUGAUGUUGAAGAAGCACCAUGAGAAACGAAAACGUCAGCCUGACCAUCCUGAUCUGGUCACGACAGACGUGACUCUGGAGGACAUUAUGACUCGAGUAAAUGCUGGCAGGAAGGGUUCCUUAGCAGCCUUAUACGACCUUGCAACCCUUAAGAAAAAGGUGAAGGAAAAGGAAGAUAAGAAGAAAAAAAAGCUGAAGCUUAUUAAAUCCGAGGUGGAAGAUUUGGCUGACUCUCUUAGCAACGCAGAUGGAAUCCCACUCAUGUCUCAGGAUCGUUCCCCCAUCCCUCUGUCAUCUGUUAAAGAGGAACCUCUUGAGGAAAUGAAGCCAUGCCUUGGAAUAAAUGAAAUAUCUUCCAGCUUCUUUUUCCUUCUGUUGGAAAUACUGUUUCUGGAAGGACCUGCUACUCUCUCUGUGCUUGAAGAUAAGGUCCUAGAUUGGCAAUCUUCUCCUGCCAGCGCACUAAAUAACUGGUUCUCCUUUGCCCCUAACUGGUCUGAACUGGUUUUACCUGCCUUGCAGUACUUGACAGGAGACAGCAGAGAUGUUCCUUCCAGCUUCUCACCUUUCGUUGAAUUCAAGGAAAAAACUCAGCAGUGGAAAUUACUGGGUUCUUGCCAAGAUCAUGAGAAGGAAUUGGCAGCACUGUUUCAGCUCUGGUUGGAGACCAAAGACCAGACUUUUUUCAAAGAAAAUGAAGACAGCUCAGAUGCCACACCAGUUCCCAGAGUAAGGACUGACUAUGUAGUCCGACCUAGCACUGGAGAGGAGAAACGUGUGUUUCAGGAGCAAGAACGUUACCGUUACAGCCAGCCCCACAAAGCUUUCACUUUCCGUAUGCACGGCUUUGAGUCAGUUGUUGGUCCUGUGAAGGGAGUUUUUGACAAGGAAACUUCAUUAAACAAAGCCCGAGAGCAUUCUCUCCUCCGCUCAGACAGACCAGCAUAUGUCACCAUCUUGUCCCUCGUUCGUGAUGCUGCUGCUCGCCUUCCUAAUGGAGAAGGGACUCGUGCUGAAAUCUGUGAGCUGCUUAAAGAUUCCCAGUUCCUAGCUCCCGAUGUCACAAGUGCUCAAGUUAAUACUGUUGUUAGUGGUGCUUUGGAUCGAUUACAUUAUGAGAAAGAUCCCUGUGUGAAAUACGAUAUUGGACGCAAGUUGUGGAUCUACCUGCACCGGGACAGGAGUGAGGAAGAGUUUGAACGGAUCCACCAGGCUCAAGCUGCUGCAGCAAAGGCCAAGAAAGCUCUUCAGCAGAAGCCAAAACCUCCAUCUAAAAUGAAGUCUAGUAGCAAAGAGAGUUCUGUGAAAGCACUCCCCAGCAGCACAUCAGAGCCCAGUCAGCUGAACCUUAGUGACUCCAGCAUGCCACCAACUCCCGUGACUCCUGUGACACCAACUGCACCAGCAUUACCAGCAACACCCAUUUCACCCCCACCAGUGUCUGUGGUGAGCAAGAGUGUAUCUAGCGCUGCAUCAGAGCCAGCAAAACCCAGCCAAAGUGUUCUUCUGGUAUCAUCCCCUACCAUGCCACAGCUCGGGACCUUGCUUUCCACAGCGCAGAGUUCACAGACACAGCCUGGGCCUCAGCCACCUCCCACCCGAGUUGUCAGUCACACCACUUCCUCAGGACUGCCACAGGUCCGGGUGGUCACUGCCCAGUCCAACCUCCCAGCCGUGUCUCAGCAAGCCCCAGUGGUAACCCAACAGCAGCAGCAGCAGCAGCAGCAGCAGCAACCUACGUCAGUGCCUCAAAUCCGCGUUCCAGCUACAGCCACGCAAACCAAAGUGCUCCCUCAG